Cicer arietinum (chickpea) is the source of this 1725-nucleotide messenger RNA. RefSeq lists its product as uncharacterized. Lineage: Eukaryota; Viridiplantae; Streptophyta; Magnoliopsida; Fabales; Fabaceae. The record is from RefSeq and is a predicted model, not a curated record.
UAAAGAAUAAUGUAGUAAUGAUCCUGGUUCAGGCAAAUUGCUAUGAUUCUACUGCUUCACCUCAGGAGUCCCAAGAGUUGUGCUUUCAAAGAUUCGUCACAUUGAUAAUAACACGCCACAAUACCACAGCAUAACUUCACCUUCAGAUAAACCUGUCCACAAACAUGUCAUCAAGAAGUGUUGCAGUCAUAAAAUGUUCCUGUGAGGAUGCUAGUUAUUCUACUUCAAUUGUUUGCUGCCUCUGCUAUGAAUUCUUUUUUGAUGUGAUAGGCUCAUUAUACAUGAGAAAUGUGAAGUAGGUAAAUGACGGGUGCUGGAUAUAGGAACUGAUCAAUUGUUAUUUUUCGGUUCAUUGUUCAUUUGUUUUGUUAUUUUGUGUUGGUUCAUGACGUGGGGGAUUAGUUAGUUUAUUUCUUUUUUUUACAGUUAUGCAGAACUUCUUACUGUAUUUUUACAUACUUUUGCUGAACCUAGGCACAUCUUGUACUUAGGUUCCUCUUGUUUCCUUUUUUAUGUACUAUAUAACUUUUAAUUAUUCAGGUGCAUUGAGAGUGAUUUAUACCAUCUACAUUAUAACAAUUUGGAGUACAAAACUUGUUUCUAAGUCCAAAAGUUUCCCCUUUCCCCAAGCAACUUCUUUCUUUUGUUAGUUAGUGUUCUAGCUGUGCUAAUCAAUAAUGCCAAUGGUUGAGAAUAAAAUAUGGUGGAAAAUUAUAGCAAGUUGCAAUUGGUUGCCAAAUUAUAAGUCUAAAAGUCAAUGGCCCGUCAAGCAUAUUAAAUGUAAAUAUGAAUGAUGAUCAUGGACUCCACUUAGUUAUUUGUUCAUAACAGAAGGCCUUGAUAACUUUAUCCUACUCCUCAAAUUAGAUUCCUAGGAAGGAAGAAAGUGUAAAUGAAGUUCCAUAAGGAGUAUCUGGAUUUGAUUUUAGUCCCUGGUGGGUUGCUGGUCAUGUUUGCUUAUCACCUCUUUCUGCUUCACAGAUAUAUCAAUAGGCCUCACACCACUGUCAUGGGAUUCGUGAACAAUGACAUAAGAGCAUGGGUUGACAGAAUUAUGCAGGCUGACAAAAAGGAUGUUAGCACAGCUCUAUCUGUCAUUCAAUCCAACACAACAGCUGCAACAUUCUUGGCCUCAGUCUCUUUGACUCUUUGUUCUCUAAUUGGAGCUUGGAUUGCAAAUAGUUCCAAUAUUUUGUUCCAAAGUCAAUUAAUCUAUGGUGACACAAAAGCAACCACAUUAUCCAUCAAGUACAUUUGCUUACUAACCUGCUUUCUCCUUGCUUUCUCAUGCUUUAUUCAAUCAGCAAGACACUUUGUUCAUGCGAACUAUUUGAUAAGCACACCAGAUAGCUUUUUUCCAGUUAGUAGUAUUGAAUUAGCAGUUAUAAGGGGUGGUGACUUUUGGUCACUUGGUCUUAGAGCUCUCUAUUUUGCACUUAAUUUGUUGCUUUGGUUUUUUGGUCCAAUACCAAUGUUUAUUUGUUCAAUUGUUAUGGUUUUGAUCCUCCAUUAUCUUGACUCUAAUUCAAGGCCAUUGCAUCUUACAACUAGAUCUCAAGGUAGCAAGUUUCAGAUGGCAAAGAACAACCUUAACUUGUAACACAACAAUGUUUUAUAAUGAAAGACAAAUUCAGUGAUACAUAAAUGUAUGUAAAGCAGUGUAUCUUAUUCUUCAAUAUGAUUACGUCAGUACAUCAUGUUAACAAAAGGAGAAAAUUUUGACUA